Molecule: messenger RNA, 2486 nt
Organism: Hyposmocoma kahamanoa
Lineage: Eukaryota; Metazoa; Arthropoda; Insecta; Lepidoptera; Cosmopterigidae
Exons: 2
Coding region: 64-1782 (572 amino acids)
Source: RefSeq, a predicted model, not a curated record
CCAAAAUUGAUAGAAAAAACAAAAAGGAAAGGGUUUGAAAACAUAGUCCGCAUAUUUUUAACAAUGUGGCUGUCUACGAUUCUUUUCUUCGUUGUUGUUGCUGAAAUAUCUACCUAUUUGGAAAGAUCAGAUUGUCCUGAACAAAAAUUUUAUUAUAACCUUUUGUCAAAUCCAACUCGCAACAAGUUUGCCAAUCAAAUCUUAGUGUUUAAAGGGUUGGGCGAUCUAACGUUCGGGGAAUUAGCCACCAACUAUGACAAUGAAUCUUGCGUUGUUAAAAUUACCGGAGCAAGUCCACACCAACAUUACACGGGAAAAACAUACAUGAGUGUAGAAUUAAGGGACAAUCUUGGCGAGAAAAUAUUUGAGAUAGCCGUGCAAGGCACCACCAAUUUGUCACACAAUGAAAUUCCUAUGAGAGAAGGUUAUGUACUUGAAAUAUACCAUUUAGAGGUCCCCUUAAGGUUGUUCUCCCAAGAAGCCAUUGUAGAUACCAUCAACACUACCAAUAGUUGGCUAGUUACUCGAUAUGGGUUGAAAAACUUGAGACUCCGAAAUGAUCCUCUCUAUGACUUCGUAAAAAGGUUAGACGAGCAAGCGAUAACUUUGCUUAGCUCAAGUUUACAAUUCAUGGAGUCUGAAGAUCUACAACACCUAUUGAUUGCUAUCCUCUCUCUUCCACAACCACACCGUACCCUUUAUUUGAUGAAGUAUAUCUCAUUGUUCCCGAAGUGUGUUGUGGAACCUGAACUUAAUAAUAAAAUCGGUAAAAUCUACAAAGAAGGUAGUAUUGACAUUACCUUAAAACAAGACGUCGAAGAGUUAAUUGGCACGAAGAUGCAAUUAAAACGUGGUCAAGAUUUAGUUGUAGAAGAUACAAUAUACGAACACCAAACGCUAUUACAUUUUGAAGGUAUUCUGCACGGAAUUUACUCAGUGGAAUUUCACGGAAAAUCUGCGGAAAGAUAUGUAACUACUCCGCAGUACAUAGAAGUGAAAGAUUAUGAAAACUCAAUACAAUUCGGUUUUGAGAAAAUUAAUUGCAGUGUGCUUAUGGAUCAGUCGAUUGAAUUUUAUGGAUUAGGUCGGGCUUUGUUUGCUGUUCUAAGAGCUAGCUACGAGGAGGGCUCUAUUAUUAUGUCAGUAAUGCUUAGCGAAGCCCAUCCUUAUUUUGAAAACGGCAAUUAUGCCAUCAUUGUAGUUACAACAGGAGAUGGUGUGACUAAAUAUAGAAGAGAAAUCACUGGAUUAAAUAAUACCGUAAGUAUUGAUGUAUUACCACUGAUGGAGGAUGAUAUAAUUAAAGUUUACCAUAAGGAAGGAGCAAACAGAUUGCAGUCGAAGAACGUACUUAUUGACAAAUCAGGCCGAGUCAACAGUUGGCUUGUGACAAAAUACGGUUUACAAAAUCGGAACUAUAAAAAACAUGCUUUGGAUGCUCUGAUGGCAACUAUAGAUUCAAAGGCCGGAGAUAUUGUAAGGAGUCCUUUCAAAUAUAGUAUACCUUUUUUUUUAUCAGAAGAAAAGAAACAGAUUUUGGGAGCGGUUCAUUAUUUGCCAGACGCGCAGAAAUACCUUUAUCUUAAGAAAUAUCGUGCUUUAUUUCCGGAGAACAGAGGCACUUUCACCGUUUCAUUCAAGUUUGACUACCCUGAAGAGUUAGCAGGUUAUAAUGUUGGUAUACAAAAAGAAAACAUAAAUCAAAUCCAACAUGUUAAGGGACGUUAUUUGACUUUCAACAAUUUACCCUUCGGUUAUUAUACGAUUAGAGUUCCGGAAUAGAUUUUUAUAAAUCUUUGAUUCUAUUUCUAUAUAUUUUAUUGAAUUUCUUUGCGUGUUGUCCGUCCCUUUACCUGGCACUUAUUUAAUAAGUUACAUUAUGUUUUUGCAUUAAAUACAACAUAAAUUCAUUCAUUCUCUCAUGCGAAGACUUGGCCCAUGGUCUGCUACGCUGGCCUAACGCGGGUUCGGGACUUCAUACGUUUUCCGAGUGUUGUGAACCUUCUUCGAAGUGCAGAUAUCCUCACCAUGUUUACUUUCACAGAAAAGGUCGUGGUAUAUUUCAUAUUAAAUUUCACAUAUAAAUUCCGAAAAAUUCAGAUGGUCAGUAGGCCAAUUAAAAUCUCUCUAUGAAUUUCAUAUUUAAAUGUACUGGAGCGUUUUAUUCAAAAAAGUUAUUGACUUCAUUUGAUUCAUGGGUAUUUUCAAUAUCAGUUUAAAUGUUAUUGAUUAUUUUGAUAUAUACUUACGGAAUAAUCGCCUAGGCACACUUUACGAUUACACCCCACAUAAUGUUUUAGUGCUUCAUUAUUUAGACUAUAUGAGACAGGUAAUGAUUAUAAACAGUAUCUUUUUCUCAACAAUUCAAUAUUGGAACUUGGUUUUAAUUGUCCUGUAUUACACACAAACAAGUUCUGCCAGUAUAAAUUAUGAAUUUGAAUAUAUAGGGUGAAGAAUCUAAUUGUUGUCACUUUUAAUUCAGUUUA